Molecule: messenger RNA, 2529 nt
Organism: Stegostoma tigrinum
Lineage: Eukaryota; Metazoa; Chordata; Chondrichthyes; Orectolobiformes; Stegostomatidae
Gene: babam1
Product: BRISC and BRCA1 A complex member 1
Exons: 8
Coding region: 16-1290 (424 amino acids)
Biological process (GO): positive regulation of DNA repair; double-strand break repair; mitotic G2 DNA damage checkpoint signaling
Cellular component (GO): BRISC complex; BRCA1-A complex; nuclear body
Source: RefSeq, a predicted model, not a curated record
UAGAUCGUCGCGAAGAUGGCGGCGGCCGCUGAGGACGGGAGGGAGGCUCCUGCCGGCUCUGAACCCGAGCCCGAGGCUUCAAGGCCGAUGGAGCAUCGUCCCAGUACCCGCUCCAACCCCGAGGGCGCGGAGGACAGGCAGGAUCCUCCUGGGCAAGGGGCACAGGCCGGCGGCAGCAGGGAAGGCGAUGGGGAGGCCGGGACUGAGAGCCCGGGGACAGGGGGAAGGACCAGGAGCAGCCGCAGGAGGCCCCAGGAGCAGGAGGCCCAGGGUCACAGCCUGCCCCCGUUCCAACCCCAACCCCAAAAUCAAUCCCAAUACCAAGGCCAGCCCCAAACCCAAGCCCAGUCACUGCCCCAGUCCCAAUCUCAAACCCAAUUCCUGUCCAAGACCCAGACCUUGACCCAGUCUCAAAGCCAACCCCAAUUUCAAAACCAGUCCACGACCCCAGGGCAGCCGUCGUUCUUGCCCCAAUCCCAGAGUCAACCUCAGUUUCAGUCUCCGCUCCAGCUACCGACACAGUUCCAGAGCCAGACUCUGUCUGAGAUUCACAUCAGGACUCCAAAGGUUAACUGCCCAGAGAAAGUGAUCAUCUGUUUGGACCUUUCAGAAGAGAUGUCACUGCAGAAGCUGGAUUCGAUGAAUGGUUCAAAAACAAAUGCGUUAAACAUUGCCCAGAAAAUGAUCGAAAUGUUUGUCCGGACAAAGCACAAGAUCGACAAACGUCAUGAGUUUGCUCUCGUGGUGGUUAAUGAUGAGGUGACCUGGUUGUCUGGAUUUACCUCAGACCCCCGGGAGGUAUGUAGCUGCCUGUAUGACCUGGACACGAAUAUCUGUGAAUCCUUCAAUCUGGAUGGACUAUUUAAACUAAUACAGCAGAAGAUUGAGUUGCCAGUAACGGAAAAUAUUCAGACUAUCCCACCACCGUACAUAGUACGAAUGAUCCUGGUCUACAUUCGAACACCCUGCCAUCCACAGUCUAUUUCCAUCGAGCGGAUCAACAAAAUUCUGCAAUCUCCUUACUUCUUCUUUGACACUAUUUACAUUCACAACGGCACUGAGGAAAUGGAUGAAGACUCUAGCUGCAAGGAAGUUUGUUUGUUUUUCAAUAACUUGGACACAAAGGGCACCAGCUACAAGUACGAUGUGUCACUGACCGGACAGGCUGUGGAGUUGCACAACUGCAUGGCCAAGUUACUCGCACACCCACUGCAGAGGCCAGUCCAAACACACGCAGUUUAUAGCCUGCUUGAAGACGAGGAAGGAGUAGAAGUAGAAGCAACUGUUUGACAGGGAACAUGACGAGGGAAGUGAAUUCAGAUUCUCUCUCUGACUGUACAUUAGGGAAGUUUCUACGUGGGUCAGGGUAAUCACACUGUCUUGGUUACGGUUGAUGUGCAUGUGUUUUACUCCAGAACGACCUAGAUAGUUAAUAAAUCUAGGGAUUCCUUUAGUUGAAACACCAAUAAUGCACAUUCAGCUUUAUCGUGAAGCCGUUUUGCCCCUCCUGUUCCAAGUGGAAUUUUCUGUUUUUUGUGGGUUGAAUUCAGCCUAUAAUAACUGGUGAUACUUUUCUAUGAAACUGGAGAUCAGCACAGUUGAAACAGUGCUGCUACUGAGCAUUGUUGAUAAAUUGACAGCGAAACACAACAGGAUGGAUUUUCACAAAUUGGUACACUUCAACACCAAAGAUAAUCUGGCCUAUUCCCGUGACUAAUGCAGUCACCCCACCCUGGCUGUGUGCAGGGCCAUGCAGUAAUGGACCUGAAUCCACAAUGCUCUUGAAGAAGAGCAAUGGAAUGCAGACCAGUCUCCAGUCCAAUGUUUAUCCAUCAACCAGCAUCAAUUUAAAAAAAAUAUAUAUUCUGUCCCCAGUGAUUUUGCCAAUGGGAUGUUGUUGUGCUGAAGGUUGCUGCCACGUUUCUGCACAUGAAAACAGUGACCGUGCUUGAAUGGCUCUAAAAGUGCUUUUAUGUAGGUGCCUGACCCUGUAACUCCAGCGAAAUCUGGCUUUGGCUAGAUGUGUCAUUUGCUGCCACCUUGGGUACUCAUGUAUUGAGGGGUUUUCCUUGCUGUCACAUUGAGGUUGAGCUGUCGCAUGAAGAGGAUCCUCACUUCCCCGUAGACUGCAGAUUGCAUUGGAAAGUUUUGCCUUCAGGAUCUUCUCCAGAGACUUGACCUCAUAACUUCACCCCUGAAGGAACGCUGUAUCUGGUUAGGAUAUGAUGUUUGGCCAGGAUCUUGACUGAAAUAGGCAGUCAGUUUUAAAGAUUUGAUGGGACUAUUGGGCAAAGAACAUGGGGGCAUCUGACAUCCAGCUCACUCCUAAAACAUGCAAACCAGGCGAUGAUUCAUUCUGAUAUGUUUGUGACGUUACGGUGCAUCAUGGCUGCUGGGUUGACGAAUUCAUUAGACAGAGUUUUCAAGUGGUUUAAAACGCAAGAGCACUGUAAAUAAAUUGUAUUGAAGGAAAACAAUCAUUACUAAUUUCUGUUUGCUUUCAACAAGGAAAUAAAGCUACUGAAAGUG